AUGUCCAAAUCAAUGUCCAAAGUAUUAGCUUCUGCCAUGGAUGUUAUGUCUACAUCUUUAUCCAAGACGUUUACACGGUCCUUAUUACAAGCUGGGAUGGUCGCGAUACCCCCUGCCUCUCAGACCUCUCAGCCAUGCCAUAAAGCACUGGCAAAAACAAAACAUGUCUCUAAAACUAUUAAGAUGGAGAGUAUACCACCUGUCACAGAUGGCACAGGUGUGAAUCCACAGCUUAAAAGAGCCCCUGACCAAGCAAAAGCGGCCAGGUUAUGGAAACAGGCUAAAACCCAGCCUGAUUCUUCUGAGUCAGAACUCAUGAGGAGGUGUAUGAUCAGGAGUCCGCUUUGGACUCAUCUGAUGAUUUAUCUGACCCUGAGUCAGACUAUGUAA
Molecule: messenger RNA, 390 nt
Organism: Pelobates cultripes (western spadefoot toad)
Lineage: Eukaryota; Metazoa; Chordata; Amphibia; Anura; Pelobatidae
Source: the annotation of a GenBank genome assembly